Myiozetetes cayanensis is the source of this 1191-nucleotide messenger RNA. RefSeq names its product olfactory receptor 14J1-like. Gene Ontology annotation, molecular function: olfactory receptor activity; G protein-coupled receptor activity. NCBI's taxonomy places the organism in Eukaryota, Metazoa, Chordata, Aves, Passeriformes, Tyrannidae. The transcript is spliced from 2 exons. Gene Ontology annotation, cellular component: membrane. The record is from RefSeq and is a predicted model, not a curated record. Gene Ontology annotation, biological process: G protein-coupled receptor signaling pathway.
AACACUCUGAGGAAGCAGCAAAUGCCCAACAGCAGCUCCAUGGCCCAGUUCCUGCUGCUGGCAUUCUCAGACAGGCGGGAGCUGCAGCUGCUGCACUUCUGGCUCUUCCUGGGCAUCUCCCUGGCUGCCCUCCUGGGCAACGGCCUCAUCCUCAGCGCCGUAGCCUGUGACCAGCACCUGCACACCCCCAGGGACUUCUUCCUGCUGCACCUCUCCCUCACAGACCUGGGCUGCAUCUGCACCACUGUGCCCAAAGCCAUGCACAACUCCCUCUGGGGCACCACAACCAUCUCCUACACAGGAUGUGCUGCACAGCUCUUUUCCUUUACCUUUUUCAUUUCAACUGAGUUUUAUCACCUCACCACCAUGUGCUACGACCGCUACGUUGCCAUCUGCAAACCCCUGCACUACGGGACCCUCCUGGGCAGCAGAGCUUGUGCCCACAUGGCAGCAGCUGCCUGGGCCUCUGGGUUUCUCACUGCUCUGCUGCACACAGCCAAUACAUUUUCCCUGCCCCUGUGCCAGGGCAAUGCCCUGGGCCAGUUCUUCUGUGAAAUCCCACACAUCCUCAAGCUCUCCUGCUCACACUCAGGCUAACUCAGGGAAAUUGGGCUCAUUGUGGUUACUAUCUGUUUCAUGUUCACUUGUUUUGUUUUCAUAGUUUUCUCCUAUGUGCAGAUCUUCAGGGCUGUGCUGAGGAUUCCCUCUGAGCAGGGACGGCACAAAGCCUUUUCCACGUGCCUCCCUCACCUGGCUGUUGUUUCGCUGUUUCUCAGCACUGCAACAUUUUCCAACCUGAAAACCCCCUCCAUCUCUUCCCCAUCCAUGGACCUGGCCCUGUCAGUUCUGUACUCGGUGGUGCCUCCAGCCCUGAACCCCCUCAUCUACAGCCUGAGGAACCAGGAGCUCAAGGAUACCCUCAGGAAAAUGAUGACUGGGGAUGGAGAUGACAGUGCCCUGGCUGUGACCCUGCACGCACAGGACAUUGGAAUACAGGCAGCACGUGUGUGCCCCGACUCCAUGGGCUCAUUGCUGGCAGGAGGGGACACACAGGGACGUUCCCCGGGCUCGGCCGUGGCCGAGCGGACCCCGCAGCAGCCGCGGGCCCGUCUCGGCUCCAAAGGCCGCCCGCUCCGCCCCUGGGCGGUGCUGAGGGAGCGGCGCUUCCAUUGCUGCGCCCUCAGGGCCUGA